AUGAACUUGCUGUUCUCUCACUCUUUCCACCAUCUAGGUUUAGAUCAAAUGGCAACUAUGACUCUUCUGCGUUUUAAUUCUCCCUCUGGUCACAGCCGUGGACUUUUGUUUCCAUCACCAUCAUCAUCAUAUCCUCUAUUUCAUAACCGUUCUAUAAAUGUUAUGAACCCAACCCAUUUGCCUCACAGAUUGAAAUUUAACUUCACUGGAGGGGUUGGCGGCGGUGGGGUUGGUCGUGGUGGUGGUGAUGGAGAUGGAAGUUGGGGAGGUGAUGAUGGAAAUUCAAAUUCCAAAGAUUCGUCUUUUGGGAUUUUGGGUUUAUUUCUGAAUGGUUGGAGAUCAAGGGUUGCUGCUGAUCCACAAUUUCCUUUCAAGGUUCUGAGUGAAGAGGUGGUUGGUGUCACUUCUGCUGUUUUAGGUGACAUGGCUACAAGGCCUAAUUUUGGGUUGAAUGAACUUGACUUUGUAUUUUCAACCCUUGUCGUCGGGGCUAUUCUCAAUUUUACACUCAUGUAUCUAUUAGCACCGACAUUAGGAUCCGCUUCAGCCAAAGUGCCUGCAAUUUUUGCGUCUUGUCCGAAGAGUCACAUGUUUGAACCUGGUGCCUAUAGUUUGUUGGAUAGGUUUGGAACCUUGGUAUAUAAAGGAGCCAUUUUUGCUGUUGUUGGGCUUGGUGCUGGUCUUGUUGGAACUGCAAUUUCAAAUGGGUUGGUCAGUAUGAGGAAGAAGAUGGAUCCCAGCUUUGAAUCCCCAAAUAAGCCUCCUCCUACAUUGCUGAAUGGUCUCACUUGGGCGGCUCAUAUGGGUUUCAGCAGCAACCUCAGGUGCGUGAACAAUGUUCUCGGGGGAAUGACUUUUGUGAUGUUGGCAAGGUUGACAGGGUCGCAGAGUGCUGCUGAAGAGAAGCCAUCGCAUGUGAAGGCUGGGUUAAGCGGGAAGGAGAAGGUGGAAAGGGAAGAGUUGUUGGAGAAUAACAACCAAAUAACAUCAUCAAAAGGCAAAGGAUUGAUAAAAGAUCCAUACAAGUAUUGUGCAGUUUGCGACAAUUGCAGCAUUUCUUGUGAAGGAUCCCAAAGCUUGGGAGCUCAAUUCCAUUGGUGA
Molecule: messenger RNA, 1101 nt
Organism: Vicia faba (fava bean)
Lineage: Eukaryota; Viridiplantae; Streptophyta; Magnoliopsida; Fabales; Fabaceae
Source: the annotation of a GenBank genome assembly